AUGUCUAGGUAUGACUACUGGGAUCCAAAUUCUCAGAAAAAUGGCCAAGCUGAGGAAGGUUAUGAGAAAUCAUACAGUUACGAACCAGAGGUUGCAAAUGAGGAAGAGAAACAUCCAGAAGUGUUCAAUGAAGACCUUGGAGAUCUCAAGCUUGGAGAUACCUUACAACCAUCUUUCAUGCAACAGAGUAGAAUUGAAUGGGACAGGUCACAGUAUGAUAUCUGCAUCGUAGAAUUUAUCAAGCAAGGCUUCACUAGUUAUAAAAUCAAAGGCGUUGAUAAAAAUGGCGAGAUCGAUAUCUGCAGAAGGUACAAAGAAUUUUAUGCGCUUCGCACCGUCAUGAGGAAAAGAUGGGUCGGCUUCUACAUCCCAGGAAUUCCUCCUAAAAAACCCAUCGGGAAUAAAGGAGAUAUUGUUAUUAAAGAAAGAUGGUAUCUUUUGAAUAGAUUCUUACAAGAGGUAUCAAAAAUUCCACAUCUAUGGGAAUCAGAAGAAAUGACUAUUUUCCUCCGACCGACAAUGGAUGUAGAGAAAAGUCUUAAUUUGCUCGGCAAGUUGACAAGUGAGCAAAUUCUGGAGAGGAUUUCUACCAACUGAGGUGUAGAUUACCUUGAAGCUACCUCAACACAGAAUAAGUACAAAGAUGUCCUGAGAGAUUUUGUCACCAGCUCAAAAGAUCUUUUUAAAUUUCUAAAUACCUUCAAAGAGUAUGCUAAAAAGUUAGAGCAAAUCAGGAAAUUAAAGCUACUUGCUGAUGGAAAACUUGGUGGAUUCCUCUCAAAAUAUGAAGAGAGCACAGUAGCCCUAUAUGGGAUCAAUGAUUUCUCAAAUAACCGAGUUGUCUCAGAUACAGAUAAUGAUACUGUAAGACACACUCUAGACAGUGUUCCUAAAGGCGUUGAUAAUCCUUACAGUGUAUUUAAGCAUUGGGUGAAAGAUGAAAUAAUAGAUUUUCACGCUCUUGUCGAGGCUAUUUCUCAAAAAGACAUACUUCAAGGAAUGAAGAAUAAAUCAGAAAGCAAGAAGAGGAGCAGCCAAUCAGAAUUAGACAAGCUUAACGCUGGGAAGAAGACCUUUAGAUCCCUCUUUAAAUCUGCUUCACAGAAGGCUACUCAAAUAACGACUCUGACACAGACAAUAGCUCAAUGUGGGAUUGACAUUGAGAAUUAUGAAAAGGCCAUUGUCUUAGUAGAGAUGUACUUGGGAGAUACAGCUUUGCCAAUAUUUAAAAAGAAAAAGGUUUCAGCAUAUUACACUGUUUUAAAAGACCUAGCCGGAAAGGAACAGACAAAUUCUCAGAACCUUCUUGAAGCAUGGAAGGUUGUGUACAAUGCUUUCAAUAUGAAAUUGCAAUAAAUCUUUUCUCAAAUUCAAUAUUUU
Moneuplotes crassus is the source of this 1380-nucleotide messenger RNA. The record is from the annotation of a GenBank genome assembly. NCBI's taxonomy places the organism in Eukaryota, Ciliophora, Spirotrichea, Euplotida, Euplotidae.